Molecule: messenger RNA, 980 nt
Organism: Vicia villosa (hairy vetch)
Lineage: Eukaryota; Viridiplantae; Streptophyta; Magnoliopsida; Fabales; Fabaceae
Product: kunitz type trypsin inhibitor 106-like
Exons: 1
Coding region: 84-677 (197 amino acids)
Molecular function (GO): endopeptidase inhibitor activity
Source: RefSeq, a predicted model, not a curated record
AAUAAACUAUAAAUAAAUAUCAAUCAAUUGCUACAACAUUAACACACAGUCCAAUAUCCCCUUAAAAAAUUUUACACACAACCAUGUCAACAAAAUUAAUCAAAAUCACAAGCCUCAGUCUUCUGUUAUGGCUCUUCAUGGCUGCACCAAUUCUAGCACAAUCUGAAAACGAACAAGUUCUUGACACAAAAGGUAACCCUCUUGUGAGUGGCAAAGAGUAUUACAUAAAACCAGCUAUAACAGAUAGUGGAGGCCGCUUCACUUUGAUAAGCAGAAACACUUCUUGCCCUUUAUAUGUAGGUCAAGAAAACACAGAUCUUGGAAAAGGUUUACCUGUUAUCUUCACACCUUUUGCAAAAGAAGAUAAAGUUAUUAAAAUAGAAAGGGAUUUUAAGGUGAAGUUUUCAGCUUCUUCUAUUUGUGUACAAUCCACUGAAUGGAAAGUGAGUGGGGACAGUAUUAAUGGAAGGAGGCUUAUCAUAACGGGAACUGAUCGCUAUAACUAUUUUAGAAUCGCGAAGACUCAGUUUGGAGGUAUAUAUAAUAUUGAGUUUUGUCCCUCUGUGUGUAGCACUUGUAGAUUUGCUUGUGGUACUUUGGGUGGUCUGCGUGAGAAUGGGAAGAUUUUACAAGCUUUGGAUGGUAAUAAGCUCCCAGUUGAGUUUAUAAAGGCAUAAUGUGUUUGUAGGGCAGGCUCUACUUCUACACAUUAGACUGAUAUAUGAAAAAAUAACUUAAAAUACCAAUGACAAUGUCGUUGGCUUGAGCUUACUUGUGUUUUGUAGUUUUUAUUAAAGUUUGUGUUUGUAAUGUAUACUUAUUUCUUUGUUCUUGUAACAACUUGUUAAAUAAUUGGAGCUAUUCAUAUUAAAUAGUUACAGGGUAAAAAGAUGCAUGUGUCUUUUGUUUCUCUGGUCUAGAAUUUAGCUCCAAAAUGUUAUGUGUAAGUCUCAUAAAAAGUGUCAUUUGCCCUUUUUUUU